AUGGCCGCUGGCCCCGCACCCAUCCGUGCCCGCAUCGGUUUGGGGUCCGAGCCCGUACCACUCCCGGACCUUAGCAUUGCCACUGCAUCCGUCCGCGACCUGUUCGCCGCACUUCAGCCACUUGGCAUCUCCGACAUUCGCUGCGUCGUCGCUUCGGGUCACAGCCUCACCGCCGAUGUCGACGGCGACGAACCGCUCGCGGCCUACGUGGCGCCGGGCGGCGUGAUCGCGGUGGUGCGCGUGCUGGGCACUGGUCCCCGGGCAAAGCAUCUCAUCCCACGAGGCUUCCUUCCACGAAACGACUCGCCGCUGGCUGCAAACGACAUCGCCGCCGACAGCAUCGGCUACGAUCUGGUCGUCUCGGGCUACGCCCGUGGCUACGUCCCGAGCCUCGAGCACCGGUCUCUCGAGCGCCUGCUGCGAGCCACGCUGACCACCUGCGGCCCACCGACGGCCACGGCUUCUUCCCGCGGCAUCAUCGCUAUCUUCCAUCUGCAACUCUCUGCACCUGUCGACGAAGACGUGCUUCGCGCCGGCCUGGCCGUGCUCGUCAACGCCCAAACCGUGGACGAGCCACAGAUCGAGAUCGAGUGGAAAGGCGACGAGCUUGCUGUUGUGAGGAUCGAUCUGGAGAUGAUGUCCGAGUCUGCUGGCCCCAUCAUGGUUGUCCUCAAGGCCGAUGCCGCCGCCCUCCACACUGCCCACGACCGGUCGCUGUCGUCGGCGCCACUCCCACCACACAUGCAUAAGACGCGUGGACGUUCGUCGACAAUGUCUGCUGCUGCUGGUGCGAGCUCGGCCUCCUCGCGGGCUCCUCAUGUUCCGUCCGCACGCGAGCUUGCGGCGAGGUCACGGACGGAGUCGGGCUCCACGCCUGACGCCGCCGAUCCCCUGCCGCCACUGCCACCCAUGCUGAAGACCGGACAAGCGACCAAGACGAUCAAGGUUCGGCGGAGGGUGAAGACUCGCAAGAAGAAGCCGUCCAAGGCCAGGGCCAAGACCAAGGGCAAGACGACGGCGACAGCGGCGACGGUGGCGGCAGCGGCGGCGGCAACGACCAAGCCGGGGCCGUCGCAAGCAGCUACGACGCUGCAGCGUAUUGUUGCGCGGAUUCAGGCGUCCAAGCUGUCGUCGUCGGACAGGCCGGUGACCAUGCGCGACAUUGUCCGUGCGCACAUCAUGUCAAAGCGGACGGGAGCGAGCCCGAGCUCCAGCGAGGUGCAUGUCGUGCGGCCGGUGACGCCGCCAACGCCGCUCACGCCAUCAGGCUCGGCCCCGGCGAGGAAGCACCGCAAGGACUCAAAGGGAAGUGCGAUGUGGGGCAUGGUGCGAAGUGCGGUCAAGGCGCGGAAUGAGACACCGCCGAUGCCCGCCAACCACGCCAAGGCCAAGGACCGGAUGCACCGUGGCCUGUACAUUGUCUCGCACGAUUUUGUGAGCUCGUCGCCAUACACGCUCUCUGUGGCCUGCCAGGACGUGCUUGUGGCGCUCUCCAAGCCGUCGGACGGGUGGAUGUUUGUCCGCAACGUGACUGCCGAGUCCAAGUCUGCGGCCGGCUUUGUCCCGCGGGCAUACUGCGUCCCGCUCUCGUAUCCCGUGCCUCGGUUUGCGGCGCUUCCGCCGGUCGUCCCAUCGGAAGAGUCGCUGCAGGCGCUCGUGCUCGAGUCGUCGCGCGGUGAUGUGGAGUUUGAGGCUGGUGACAAAGGCAGCGAGUCGGGCGCCAAGCUCGCGUACUGGCACGAUCCGUUCACGGACGACCACAUCCAGUACUCAAUCUCGGCCAUAUCGCUGGAAGCACUUGUGCGCAAGCUUGUGGCACCGUCUGUGACCAAUCUCGAUCUGUUGCACAUUACGCUCCUCACGCACACCAACUUUGUGCCGACGCUCGAGCUGCUCACGCUCUUUACCGAGUACUGGUACGCGACGCCGGACAUGACCCUAUACUCUGGCAUCCGGACGUUCAAGGAAGUGCACCAGCCUGCGGCGCGGUACAACAUCCUUGCGAUUCUCACACAGUGGCUCCUCGACUACUUUGAGGACUUUGCGUUUGGGGCCGAGGUGGCGAGCCAGUUUCAGGCCUUCCUCACGCGGGCGCUCAAGGUGACCAAGGAGUACGACACGCGGGCCGGGCUCCACGCGCUGUCCAAGCUGUACGAGUCGCGGGUGGCAAGGUAUCCGUCGGAGCGGAUGGCUAACUUUGAGGCCGGGCCGCUCCGGCGUCGGGCCGGCGGGGAGGAUGCGCUCGAUGACGGAGACGGUGACGGCGACGGCGACGAGGCGGCGGCCGAGCCGAUCGGCUCACCGCCGACACCAAUGAUGCCACCUUCGCAACGGAUCACUCGGUUCUCACCGGAUGGAGUCCAUCCACUGGAGGUAGCGCGACAGGUGACACGGGCCGACUUUGCCAUCUUUUGCAAGGUCCGGCGGUCCGAGCUCCUCAAGCAGGCGUGGUGCCGGGAAGGUGCCAGCGAGCGCGCGCCGGCGGUUCUCGAGCUCAUCGAAUCGUUCAACAGGCUUGGAGCACUCCUCGCGACGCUUAUUCUUGUGGAGCCGACGACAGAGAAGCGAGCGCAGGUCAUCUGCUUCUUUAUCGAUGUGGCGGUCCACUGCCUCAACCUGCAAAACUUCAACGCGCUUAUGGGCAUUCUCUCUGGCCUGCAGUCUGCAGCCAUCUCGCGGCUCAAGUACUCGUUUGAGCGACUUCCGGAGGCGUACGUGGAUAAGCUCGAGUCGCUCAACGAGGUGAUGUCGAUGAGCCACAACUAUGCGACGUACCGCAAGACGGUGGUGUCGGCGGAGGCGCCGGCCAUCCCGUACCUUGGGGUGGCGCUUCAGGACCUGACGUUUAUCGAUGACGGCAACGAGUCGCGGGUCGGGCACGCGCGGCUGAUCAACUUUGAGAAGGAGAGGAUGAACGCCGAGGCGAUCGACUCGCUGCUGCGGCUCCGCAAGAACAACUACAAGCUGGCCAAGGUGGACGGAGUGGAGGAGUGGCUCGAGUCGGCGAUCACGUGGGACGAGAAGCAGCAGUAUGCUGUCUCGAAGCAGCUCGAGCCGCGAGCGAUGGAGCCGCCGGCGCCGUCUGAGCGCAAACGCAUCACGUACGCAUCACACGUGGUGCCGCUCAAGGACUCGCAGCUGAAGAAUGUGCUUGUCAUCCAGCUCAUUGGGGCGCGCGAGCUGCCGGCGAUGGACUCGAAUGGCAAGGCCGACCCGUUUGCGACGGUCAUUGUCAACGCCGAGGAGGUCCACAAGACCAAGGUGUGCAAGAAGACGUUGACGCCGGCGUGGCGGGAGACCGCGGUGGUUGCCGGCCCUUUUUCGGCCGACUGCAUUCUCAAAGUCAUUGUCAAGGACUGGGACCGGUUCUCAUCGCCGGACUACAUCGGCGAAGUCGACCUGCUUGUGGCCGACAUUCCGCUCGAGGGCGUGACGCACGAGUACGAGCUCAUCGACCGCUUCUCGUCGGGAACGGCAAGGGUGGGGCGGAUCACCAUGGCGCUCCAUUUCCGGCCGUCAGGCAUGGCAGCAGCAAUGAGCACGAGCUCUGGCAAGGCUGUGGUGCCAGGCGAGGUGGUGGGCGAGGACGGGAGCGGGAAGCGGCCCGGGCGCGGAGUGUAUGCCCACGGCGGCAAGCUGCUGGCGGCGGUGGUGGGCGUGGUGGGCGAGAGCGACGACGGCGAGGUGUGGGUGACGUCUGCCCGGGCAACCGCAGGCCUUGUCCCGCGGAUCGGCUCGCUGGUCACUGGGCGAGUGCUCAAGGUGACACCCCGUAUGGCGCGGCUCGAGCUGCUCUGUCUCGAUGGCAAGGCUCUGCCCGAGGGCGCAUCGUUCUCGGGCGUCAUCCGGGCCCAGGACGUGCGGGCGACCAUGGUCGACUCAGUGGAGAUGUACAAGGCCUUCCGGCCGGGCGACAUUGUGGUCGCCGCGGUGCUCUCGCUCGGCGACAAGCGCUCGUAUCAGCUCACGACCGCGCGCAACGAGCUUGGCGUCGUCUUUGCCCGCUCGGUCGUCGGGGCAGCCAUGGUGCCCAUCUCCUGGGAGGAGAUGCAGUGCCCCAAGACCAACAUGGUUGAGUUCCGCAAGGUCGCAAAGGUCGACGAUGUUGAGACGAGCGAGACAAAGGCCGAGGCUGAGGCGGCCGCGGCGCCCGUGCUGAUGGACGAUUCGGCAUAGUGCUCGUUUAACCCCCCUACUACUUGCGCCGUCUCUGCUGGCGGGCGAGAUCGAGGGUGGAUUGUAAACAUGGGUG
Messenger RNA from Thecamonas trahens ATCC 50062, 4252 nucleotides. RefSeq lists its product as uncharacterized. Gene Ontology annotation, cellular component: exosome (RNase complex); plasma membrane. The coding region runs from base 1 to 4176 and encodes 1391 amino acids. Gene Ontology annotation, biological process: positive regulation of GTPase activity; Ras protein signal transduction. Gene Ontology annotation, molecular function: RNA binding; guanyl-nucleotide exchange factor activity; protein binding. NCBI's taxonomy places the organism in Eukaryota, Apusomonadida, Apusomonadidae. The transcript has 4 exons. The record is from RefSeq and is a predicted model, not a curated record.